CUUUCCGAGGGGCUCGUGAAGGCAGCACCAGUCUCCGGGAUCCUGGGUGUGUGCCGCCAGUGGAGCUCAGACACUGAGAGAGAAAACACCAGCCACCUCUCAACGCGCCUGUCAUCUGUCACCGCGCUCGAAAACUUCGAGUCCUCCUGCGCCGGACGCGCCGAGAAUGGGAAACUACCCGAGCUAGUUUCAGAAGAGGACACACACACACACACACACACACACCCAGGGGGGAGGGAGGAACUGUGACUCCGCUAAAACUACCAGGUCGAGUCCCCCGUCACCCGCCGCCGCAGCAGCAGCACGGCCGAGAUGCAGACCUUCCUGAAAGGACGGAGAGUCGGCUACUGGCUCAGCGAGAAGAAGAUGAAGAAGCUGAACUUCCAGGCCUUCGCGGAGCUGUGCAGGAAAAGAGGAAUAGAAGUUGUUCAGCUGGAUCUCAGCCAGCCUCUGGAGGAGCAGGGUCCGCUGGAUGUCAUCAUCCACAAACUGACUGACCUCAUCCUGGAGGCUGACCAGAACGAUUCACAGGCCGUGCUGCUCGUUCAAAGAGUACAGGACUACAUUGAUGCCCACCCUGAGACCAUCGUACUGGAUCCACUUCCAGCCAUCCGAACUCUGCUGGACCGCUGCAAGUCCUACCAGCUCAUUCACAGGAUAGAGAGCUGUAUGCAAGAUAAGAGGAUUUGCUCUCCUCCAUUCAUGGUCUUGAACACUGAGUGCAGCCCAGAUGUGCUGGAGCAGAUCAGGAGGCAGGGACUCACAUUCCCCUUCAUUUGCAAAACACGGGUGGCUCACGGCACCAACUCCCACGAGAUGGCCAUCAUCUUCAGUGAAGACGACCUGAAGGACGUAAAGCCUCCGUGUGUGAUCCAGAGCUUCAUCAACCACAACGCGGUGCUCUACAAGGUGUUUGUGGUGGGAGACUCCUACACUGUGGUGGAGAGACCUUCGCUGAUGAACUUCCCUGCUGGGCCAGCAGACAGGAAAGCCAUUUUCUUCAACAGCCACAAUGUUUCCAAGCCGGAGUCAUCCUCAGACUUGAACUCGAGAGAGAACGUAGAGGGAGUGUCCCAGCCACCCAGUGACGAUGUCAUCAGAGAGCUGUCUAGGUCCUUGCGGGAGGCGCUGGGCGUGUCCCUGUUUGGCAUCGACGUCAUUAUCAACAACCAAACGGCCCAACACGCCGUCAUCGACAUUAAUGCAUUCCCUGGUUAUGAGGGCGUCCCAGAGUUUUUCAACGACCUCCUGAACCACAUCAGCAGCGUGCUCCAGAGCCACAGCCCCGACUUCGCCCCCACCGGCGAGCAGCCCAAAGGCCUGCCGGUGAGCACCACGGUACCCAGCGCAGUUGCGCCGGCCCCCGGCUGCUGCGGCAUGCUUGGUAAAGAUGCCAGCGGCAGCCCCUGGAUUGUAGAGGGCGACGGAGGCCUGAAGGGCGCGCGCCAGAGACUGGGCUGCAACUCAGCCAUGUCCCCUAACUUCCAGCAGCACUGUGUCUCCACGAUAGCUACCAAGGCUUCCUCCCAGUGACUGACCCACCCCACUCCGUUUGAUCCCUAAACAGACAAACGGAUGACAAUGGUGACAAUAAUAAUGAAUAAUAAUCAUAAUAAUUAUGAUGUUAAUGAUGAUAAUAUAUCUAAUCAAACAACAAACCUUUUUUCCUAUAUAGUUAUUGCAAAUGAUGGUUAUUGGCUGUAAACCUUUUUCUCUCUGCCUUUUUUUUAGUAUUUUUCGUUUGGUCUAACGAGACUUAACAGUACUGUAAUGUGAACUUUUGGGAACUCCUGCGUUUUGUGUUUCUCUCUCUCUCUCUCGUUUGAGUUCUCCGUAAUGAAAAGGGUCCAGAUGAGGUAGCUAAUGGGAAAAUGGCCGAAUCAGGAUGUGCCACUAAAAUGUGCAAUGUAUGAUCCCUGGUGUCUCACGUGUAGACACUCACACUCACACACACAAACACACACACACACACAACCCGGUACACUCACGCUGCGACGGGCCAUGCCAGUGACGUGUUUUUUUGUUCUGGUCAACACACGCUGACCCCUCUGCACCAAGUGAGGGCAGGAAGAGGUGACCGGGCAUUUGAACACUUACAGAUCCUGACGUCAGAGAACACGAUGAGUCUGAAUACGAAUGACAGGUUUUGUUUGACUGAAGAAACAGUUAAGCCAUUAACCUUUUCACAGUGCCAUCAAAUUUACUUUGAAGUGUGGAGACUUGCACUCCUUCAUAAAACAUUAUUUAUAAUGGUUGAAAAGAAAAACUCAAUCUCCAAUUCUGCGUGACCAAGAUAUAUAUAUAUAUUUUUUAAUGAUUGUCAUCAUUGGGUUUUACUGUACGUCCGAUCGUAGGUGUUCGGUGUCCAUCAAACAAACAACGUCCUUGUUCUGUGUCCCAGUCUGAGUCGCUCCGGUGCCCGGAGACGAGCGUCACAUUCCUUCUUGUUUUGUUGAUAUAUUCCAUGAUUUCUUCCAAAUUCCAGUGGGAUCUUGUGAGAUGUCUCACAUCGCCUCACGCUUUGGCAUCGCGUCGUCAGCGCCUUUAUCUGUAAAACUGAGCAAACUGCUCGACCUAUCGACGGUCCUGCCGUCACUUCUCAUCCGCUUUUAGGAAAUCAAUUACUCCAGCAAAGUUCAAAUCAAAUACUUGCGGAAAUUGUUCAGCUUUGACUCAAUUUUAAUCACAGUCCAACAGCACUUACUACAAAGUCCACUUCAAUGAAUCCCUAAGUCCAGUCGGUUCACACUCCGACAUGUCUUCUGUCCCAGCUGCUGUAUUUGUGUCUCGUGUUGAAAUCAUUUGGAGGGGGAAGUGGUGGGAGGUCCAGCUCUUGUUCCCAGUGUUCACUGUGAGAUUUUCUUUUUUUUUUUAACUUCAACUUUGUUAAUAUCUAUGUCCUUACAUCUACUAAGAGCAACUUUAUUUUAUUGAGAUUUUAUGGGGGGGAAAAAUGUUUUAUAUAAAUUAAAUGAAAGCAUGUGAUGUUUCUGAACAAACAGUGGAGAGAUUUUACUAGUAAGAAUAGUAAAGUGCUGGAUCUGCUCGUCAAAGGGACGGAGGAGAGGAGCUCGCGGGUGAUGCCGUCGCCUCCCUCUAGCAUCUAGUGGGAGCAGCCGUCAUCCUUCAGUGUGUAGAUUCCUGCUUCCUCUUCUCUUGUCCCAGAGAGCUCCUCCUCGCUGUUUCAUUUCUUUCCCAUUGGUAUCCUAGGAGAACUGACAGUCCUCGCGCUCGUGAUCAUAAAUAAUAAGUGUCCCUGCACCAGCAUCUCUCUGGGUCAACAGAUCACCAGUGACAUUUCUGGAGAUUGGUGAGGCCUCAUCUUGUGAGAUAACAGUCAAGUGUCCUGUUUGAAUUCCCCCAUGAUUUGAGUGUAUACCAAGAUUCAAACUGUUGAGGUAUUGCCACAGGUUCAGGGGGAAGUUUCACAUCCCUUUCCUCUGGUCUCGGGUGUUUCAUCACCAAGAAAUGGCGGCGAAGUAGAGGGUGCGUUCCCGUUCAGAUUGGAAAGGCUGAUGUCCCCGUACACCACUAUGCCGUGUUCUACCUUGUGUUCCUAAGUGUGCUAAGUGGGAAAUAAAUCGUAGUUAUGGUUAAUCCUAUCCUUGAUUAUUUCUGCAAACAGACGUCUCAUCCUGCUCCCGAUCACCACCUGAAUGUUUACUUCUUGGGUGUCUUGUACAGUACGUGUAUAUAUGCCGAGGCUUACAUCCGUACAGUAUGUUGUUUUGUAUCAGUUCUGUAAUUGAGGAAUCCACAAUUUUGUGACCUUUUUUUAAUUAAAUGGCCAAAACCGAGGGGGGAAAAAUAAACAUAUGAAACCUUG
Messenger RNA from Scophthalmus maximus (turbot), 3826 nucleotides. RefSeq names its product inositol-tetrakisphosphate 1-kinase b (gene itpk1b). Gene Ontology annotation, cellular component: cytoplasm. The record is from RefSeq and is a predicted model, not a curated record. Gene Ontology annotation, molecular function: inositol-3,4,5,6-tetrakisphosphate 1-kinase activity; inositol-1,3,4-trisphosphate 5-kinase activity; inositol-1,3,4-trisphosphate 6-kinase activity. Lineage: Eukaryota; Metazoa; Chordata; Actinopteri; Pleuronectiformes; Scophthalmidae. The coding region runs from base 313 to 1533 and encodes 406 amino acids. The transcript has 11 exons. Gene Ontology annotation, biological process: inositol trisphosphate metabolic process.